Leptonychotes weddellii (Weddell seal) is the source of this 1506-nucleotide messenger RNA. The record is from RefSeq and is a predicted model, not a curated record. Lineage: Eukaryota; Metazoa; Chordata; Mammalia; Carnivora; Phocidae.
UGGCACGCUUGCGCGGCGAGUAGAACGUGUGGCGGCGGCGGCGGAGAACGCGUCUCUUCUUUCGCUUCCAGUCCGGCUGCUGCUCUUGUGAGCGCCCGGCGAGUCCGUGCCGUCCAUUGCCCGAAACCCGUCGCUUGCCAGCUCUCUGCCGUGGCGGCCUCCCACCAACACCGCCACCCACAUUGACACCUCCGAGCCGGCCCACUGCCUUACUUGCUGCCGUUCCAUCUCUACACAUGGCCUCCUCCGCGCAGAGCGGCGGCACCUCCGGGGGACCCGCGGUCCCCACCGUGCAGCGGGGCAUCGUCAAGAUGGUCCUCUCAGGCUGUGCCAUCAUUGUCAGAGGGCAGCCUCGUGGUGGGCCUCCCCCCGAGAGGCAGAUCAACCUUAGCAACAUCCGAGCUGGAAAUCUUGCCCGCCGGGCAGCUGCAACUCAACCUGAUGCAAAAGAUACCCCGGAUGAGCCCUGGGCAUUUCCUGCCCGAGAGUUCCUUCGGAAGAAGCUGAUUGGGAAGGAAGUCUGUUUCACGAUAGAAAACAAGACUCCUCAGGGGCGAGAGUAUGGCAUGAUCUACCUUGGAAAAGAUACCAAUGGGGAAAACAUCGCAGAGUCUCUGGUUGCAGAGGGCUUGGCCACCCGGAGAGAAGGCAUGAGAGCUAAUAAUCCUGAGCAGAACCGGCUCUCAGAAUGUGAGGAACAAGCGAAGGCAGCUAAGAAGGGAACGUGGAGUGAGGGAAACGGUUCACAUACUAUCCGGGACCUCAAGUACACCAUUGAGAACCCAAGGCACUUUGUGGACUCACACCAUCAGAAACCUGUCAAUGCUAUCAUCGAGCAUGUGCGGGACGGCAGUGUGGUCAGGGCCCUGCUCCUUCCAGAUUACUACCUGGUUACGGUCAUGCUGUCAGGGAUCAAGUGCCCAACUUUUCGGCGGGAAGCAGAUGGCAGUGAAACACCAGAGCCUUUUGCUGCAGAAGCCAAAUUUUUCACUGAGUCUCGACUGCUUCAGAGAGAUGUUCAGAUCAUUCUGGAGAGCUGCCACAACCAGAACAUUCUGGGCACCAUCCUUCAUCCAAAUGGCAACAUCACAGAGCUCCUCCUGAAGGAAGGUUUUGCUCGCUGUGUGGAUUGGUCGAUUGCAGUUUAUACUCGGGGUGCAGAAAAGCUGAGGGCAGCUGAGAGGUUUGCCAAGGAACGCAGGCUGAGAAUAUGGAGAGACUAUGUGGCUCCCACUGCUAAUUUGGACCAGAAGGACAAGCAGUUUGUUGCCAAGGUGAUGCAGGUGCUGAAUGCAGAUGCCAUUGUCGUGAAACUGAACUCUGGUGACUACAAGACCAUCCACCUGUCCAGUAUCCGACCACCGAGGCUGGAAGGGGAGAACACGCAGGAUAAGAACAAGAAACUACGUCCCCUAUAUGACAUUCCCUACAUGUUUGAAGCCCGGGAAUUUCUUCGAAAGAAGCUUAUUGGGAAAAAGGUAAAUGAGACAGAAACAUGCCAGUCAG